Rhagoletis pomonella (apple maggot) is the source of this 1522-nucleotide messenger RNA. Its product is annotated as zinc finger protein 2 homolog. Gene Ontology annotation, molecular function: zinc ion binding. Gene Ontology annotation, cellular component: nucleus. Lineage: Eukaryota; Metazoa; Arthropoda; Insecta; Diptera; Tephritidae. The record is from RefSeq and is a predicted model, not a curated record.
AUUAUUGAAUCAUGUGUGCAGUGUACAUUGCACACGAAAGUCGAUGCAUCGAAAAAAAUAUAUCGAUAUAUCGAUGUAUAUCGGAAGGUACAAAACAUCCGUUUUAUUCGAUACAUUGAAUAGCGAACAGAUGUUUUUUUUGCAUCCCUAGUUUGUUAGCACCUGCCGCCAUAACGAUAUUUUUGGUGUUUGCAUUAUAAUAUAGUUUUGUCAAGUAACAAUAAUAAUAAACACGAAAUCCUGCAUGGAAUCUAAACAAAUAAAUACUUAAAUGAACUCAACUUAAGUAAUACGUCUGCGAAAAUGCAAUGCCGCGCUUGUAUGCAAAAAAACUAUGAUGGAUUUGUGGAAAUGAGUUACGCCGUAUCAGCAGACGGCAAAACCUUGUACGAUUACUUUAAUGAAUGUACCCAGCUUCAAGCGACAAAUACAGACAAUCUUCCGAAAUUGCUAUGUCUAGCGUGUACUCAAAGUUUGCGCGCGGCCUACAAUUUUAGGCAAGGCGCUCGCCGUUCAGAUGAGGAACUAAGGAAUAUUUUGGAAGGUGCAGUAAGUUUGGAUGAUACUUAUACAAAGCAAUCGCAACAUUUUGGCGAUUAUUUGAACCAGUCUAUAUAUGAAAUUGAGGAAGUAAAUUUACCCUUACAAGAUAUAAAGACCGAACUUACAAUAGAGAUAAUUAACGAAUUAGACGCGGGACAGUUAUCAAAUGUAGAUUCUGAUGAAUCGAUACCAUAUGAAAGUGAAAAUGGAAAUGAUGAGUUUAGUAGGGCGACCCAUAUCUGUGAAUUCUGUGAAUGUAGUUAUACCACGCAAAAUAAACUAAAAGAUCACAUUUUAAACCUCCACAAGGAUGAAAUUACUUGUACCACGUGUCAGCAGAUGUUCGAAAUGCCAAGAGAACUGAAAUUGCACAAGGAGCUCGUUCACAUGACUGAAUCGCCUGUGGCCUGUCCAUGGUGUAGAGCUCCUAAAUUUAUCCCAAAAGAGAAAUUAACAAAGCACAUGCAAACAAGACACAAAAGGUCUUUCUUGAAAUAUUUUCCACGUAUCAAUGUUUGUAGUCCAGAUACUGAUGAGCUUUUUCAGUGUGAACGUUUUCAAGAGUUCUUGCAGAUUGAGUUAGCAGAUAACAUUCAGGAGCACACAUUCGAAUGUGUCAUAUGUUCUAAGAGUUUCAAAGAACAUAGUGCUUACAAAACCCACAUAAAAAGCAUACAUAAUAGUUCCAUUUGUAGUAAGGAAGAUAUCCCUUCGAAAGAUGAUGGGAAAUUGAAGAACGCACUAGAGUGUUCCGUAUGCUUAAGAAAAUUCAAACUUGAAAGGACAUUUGAAUUGCAUAUGAGAACUAAGCACAAGCCAGAUUCUGUGAAGAAAAAUAACCCUUCUGCAAGAGCAAAGAGAGACUAUGCGCGAAGUCGCAGAAAACGGAAAGAAGUAUCACCAAAUAAAAAAGCAUCACGCGAAAGUAGACAUGCUCAAAUGAUGACAGAGGGGAAAAAGUAUCUGUGCUCUAUCUGCC